UCGCCAAUGGUCGUCAAAGCACUUUUUCUCCUAAUUACUCUGAAUCCAUUGUCAGCUGAACGUCAAGUGAUUCCGAUGGAAAAGCCUCCUGAUCUCCUUCCCAGUAAACCCCUCCUUAUCCCGCAAUCCAACCUCGGCCAAGUACUACCCGAUUGGCCACCCUCAACCACUCCUUUCGCAGCCUUCAACCCCUUCCCAGUCCCACCGGAAAACCUCACGCCCCUGCCUUUCACGCCAUUCAGUCCGUACUCAAAUCACGUUCAAAACUAUGCACUUCCACCUGGCGCGGGAAAUGCAGCAAUUGCUGCCGCACCAGCGCCACUGCUGAUUCCUUCGUCGUUGGUAUUGCCAGCUCCGACCUGGCCCCCUCCGAUCACAUUGCCUCCAGUCUAUGAAACCAUUAGAGGGACCACACUGAAGCCGAUUAACAUCGAUCCAGAGGCUAUUAUGGGCGUGCCAGAAAUCAUCCAACACUGGGGAUAUCCGGUUGAAGAGCAUCAAGUGAUAACUGCAGAUGGCUACAUUCUUACUCUACAUCGUAUACCGCAUGGAAGAAGUGAGUCUACAAACCAAAAUGUUUCAGAAAAUGCAAAUUCUACUUCUGUUCGGCCGGUGAUAUUUCUCCAGCAUGGUCUGUUAUGCACUAGCUCAAUCUGGCUACUCAAUCUGCCACAUCAGUCAGCUGGUAAGUGCGACUUUAGACAUUUUACUUAUUUCUCAUUGCUAUCGUAA
Cylicostephanus goldi is the source of this 732-nucleotide messenger RNA. NCBI's taxonomy places the organism in Eukaryota, Metazoa, Nematoda, Chromadorea, Rhabditida, Strongylidae. The record is from the annotation of a GenBank genome assembly.